Molecule: messenger RNA, 1893 nt
Organism: Cucurbita moschata (crookneck pumpkin)
Lineage: Eukaryota; Viridiplantae; Streptophyta; Magnoliopsida; Cucurbitales; Cucurbitaceae
Product: pollen receptor-like kinase 4
Exons: 3
Coding region: 1-1893 (630 amino acids)
Biological process (GO): protein phosphorylation
Molecular function (GO): protein binding; protein kinase activity; ATP binding
Source: RefSeq, a predicted model, not a curated record
AUGCCCAAACCUUGUCUCUUCCUUUUCUUCUUCCUCCUCUUCAACCCUCCGCCGCCCACUUCCGCCGCCGCCGAAUCCCUCCUCCGAUUCCGAUCCUCUCUCACCAACGCCACCGCAUUAUCCAACUGGAACUCUUCCGUCCCUCUCUGUGCCGACGCCCGCCGCUACUGGGCUGGCUUGAUAUGCAAAAACGGGCAACUGUACGGACUCCGCCUCGAGCACAUGGGCCUCGGCGGCACCGUCGACGUCGCCCCGCUGGCGGAGCUCCCAACGCUGAGGACUCUGAGUCUGAUGAACAAUGGGCUUCAAGGCCCAAUGCCCGACGUGAAGCAAAUUGGGGCGCUCAGGGCUUUGUAUCUGUCGGAUAACAACUUUUCCGGUUGGAUUUCUGGGGAGGAGUUUGAAGGAAUGGGGAAUUUGAAGAAACUGUAUUUGGGCCGGAAUCGAUUUUCCGGCGAGAUUCCGGCGUCGUUGGUGAAAUUGAAGGGGCUGGUUGAUUUGGGAUUGGAAGGUAAUUUGUUCGCCGGAAGGAUUCCAGAUUUUGAGGAAAGGGAUUGGAAGUAUUUGAAUUUUUCUGGAAAUCGUUUGGUGGGGCCCAUUCCUUCUGGGUUCAAGAACUCCAAUUUCACUUCGUUUUUUGGCAACAACGGGUUAUGUGGAGAGCCACUAGCACCAUGCAAAUCAUCCACAAAGAACUGGUCGAUUCUCAUCGGAGUAUUCUCCGCCGCCGCCGCCGCCUUAAUCCUCUUUAUCCUCCUCCUCUGCUGCUUUCUCCGGCCACCCAAAUUGUUCUUCUCUCCGAAAAUCCUCUUCAGAAGGCCGGAAAAAACCCACCAAUAUUCCUCGACAGACUCGGAGGAUAACUCGAAGACGAACGGUCCGACCGGGUCGGCUUUGGGCUUUCUACGAACCGACCAGCCGCGGUUCGACCUCCAAGAACUUCUUCGCGCCCAGGCCAUAGUUCUCGGCAGUGGGAGCUUCGCGUCGUGUUAUAAAGCAGUGCUUUCAAACGGGUUGGCGGUGGUGGUGAAGAGAUUCCGGCAAAUGAACGCCGCCGGAAAAGACGAGUUUUACAGCCACAUGCGGCGCCUUGGACGGCUGUCUCAUCCCAAUUUACUGCCGGUUGUUGCGUUUUAUUAUGGGAAGGAUGAUAAGCUUUUGGUGUCCAAAUUUGUUCCUAAUGGCAGCUUGGCUACUCACCUCCACAAUACAGGUCUAAACUGGAGGCGGAGGAUAAAAAUCAUAAAAGGAGUAGCUAGAGGUCUAUCGUAUCUCCACAAAGAGCUCCCAAAUUCGAGCGUCCCACACGGCCAUUUAAAAUCCUCCAACGUCCUUCUCGACCAAGACUUCACUCCAAUUCUAUCCGAUUAUGCCCUUUUCCCUCUCCUCCAAGAAUCCCACGCCUACCACCACAUGUCGGCCUUCAAGUCUCCAGACUUCGCUGCCUAUCACGACCGCACCUCGAAAUCCACCGACGUAUGGAGCCUCGGAAUUUUGAUCCUCGAGAUUCUCACUGGCAAGUCCCCGGCCAACUAUCUCCACCAAGGCAAUGGCGCCAACGCCGACCUUGCUGCUUGGGUUGACACCGUCGUCCGAGAGGAAUGGACAGCGGAGGUGUUCGAUAACGAUCUUGUUGGCCGAGGACGUGGGAAGGAGGAGGAUGGGCGUUGGGAUUGCGGUGAGAUGUUGAAGCUUUUGCAGAUUGGGAUGUGUUGUUGUGAGCGGGAUAUUGGGAAGAGAUGGGGAUUGAAACAGGCGGUUGAAAAAAUUGAGUUGAAUUUGAACGAGGACGAGGAUGACGACGAGUACUAUUCUUCUUACGGGAGUUUCUAUUCUAAUUCUUCUAACUUCAAAGCGACCGUUCCCGAGGACGAAUUUUCCUUUUUGAGCUAG